Molecule: messenger RNA, 3204 nt
Organism: Oncorhynchus kisutch (coho salmon)
Lineage: Eukaryota; Metazoa; Chordata; Actinopteri; Salmoniformes; Salmonidae
Product: macrophage mannose receptor 1
Exons: 2
Coding region: 143-1798 (551 amino acids)
Source: RefSeq, a predicted model, not a curated record
UCCCAGGAUAUGAAUCAUGAAAGAGUUUCAUUGUGUACAAAGGAUGAUAUAUCGGUAAGUAAAGGUGACGGAUGUACAGAACGAGUGAGAGAGACACAGAGAGAACUUCAAAUCGAACAGAGGACAGAAGACAGAUGAUUGAAUGAAGCCUCCACCACUAACCAUGCAGUGGAGUCUAUCUCUCUGCUCUUUAAUGGGAGUUGCGUUAUUAGCCCAGAUGAGCAGCACCUCAACAGUAAACGUUGCGUUACAAGGAGCGGCCACUCAGUCAUCACAGUACUCUGCUCAAAAUACUAAUGUUAAUCAUGUGAAAGCUUCUAAUGCCAUUGACGGGAACAAAGACCCAAACGCCGACAAUGGAUCCUGCACCCACACAAUGAAGGAGACCAACCCCUGGUGGAGAGUGAACCUGCUGGAUGUGUACAAAGUGACUACUGUUGUAAUCACCAACAGAAACAGCAAUCCUGAGAGGCUCAAUGGUUCAGAGAUUCGUAUUGGUAAUUCACUGGAGAACAACGGCAACAACAACCCCACAUGUGAGGUCAUCUCCAGCAUCUCAGCAGGACAGAACCAGACCUUCCACUGUAAAGAGAUGGAGGGACAAUAUGUCAGUGUGAUCAUCCAUGGCAAUAACCAAAUUCUCACUCUGUGUGAGGUGGAGGUAUAUGGCAGUCUAGCGGGACACUGUUCAUCUGCAACAUGCCUCUCUCAUGACGAGUAUCACUUUGUGAACCAAAAUAAGACCUGGACUGAAGCACAGAGUUAUUGCAGACACCGGUACACGGACCUGGCCACCAUAGACAACGUGGAGGACUUGGACAGACAGAUGAAAGCUGUACACAGUGAUUAUACUAAAGCAGCCUGGAUAGGGUUAAAGAAGGGAGACUGGAAGGCAGAGUGGCAGUGGUCAGACAAUGAUUGCAGUGAGGGAUAUUUCAACUGGCGCCAAGACGAACCAAAUAACAGGGAAGGGAACGAGGACUGUGUGAUGAUGAGCAACGGUAGCCAAUGGAAUACAUCUAAUUGCAACAAUUCACAUGCAUUUAUCUGCUAUGACAGACUGACCAGUUCUGGUACGAAAUUCCAUUUGAUUAAUAAUAAUCAGAUGACUUGGAGAGAUGCUCAGAUGUACUGUAGGGAGAAUCACACAGACCUGGCCAGUGUGAGGAACCAGACUGAGAACGAGGAGAUAUUUAGACUGGCUAGUGGUGAUAGUGUGUGGAUUGGCCUGUUCAGAAGCUUCUGGAAGUGGUCGGACCAGAGUAACUGCUCAUUCAGAAACUGGCAUGAGAGACAACACGAUAACACCGAAGGGAAUCAGAUCUGUGCUGUGACAUUUAUGAACUAUUCCGGGCGUUGGGGUUUUCAGAAGUGUGAUGAAAAACAACCUUUCUUCUGCUACUACAAUAAGGUGAUCUUGAUCCGUCAGAAUAAGACGUGGAAAGACGCCCUGGCCUACUGCAGAGAGCACCACAACAACCUGGUCUCUGUCCACUCUGAAAAGGUCCAGAGAUGGGUGGAGGCCCAGGCCAAGAGAGCCUCCACUCCUCAUGUGUGGCUGGGCUUGCGCUUCACCUGCACUUUGAACCUCUGGUUCUGGGUCAGUGGAGAGUCCACCUGCUACAACAACUGGGCUUCGGGAAACGGGACCAUCAUGGAGGACUGUGGGAGAACCGGAGUGAGGAGUACCGGGGCGGUAGAGAAAGAUGGAAGACACAAGUGGGUCAGUCUGCCUGACACAGUAGAGCUCAACUUCAUCUGCACCUAUAAAAAAAAACUAGAAUCUGGACCACAGUAGUAGAAUCUGGACCAAGGUAGUAGAAUCUGGACCAAGGUAGUAGAAUCUGGACCAAGGUAGUAUAAUCUGGACCAAAGUAGUAGAAUCUGGACCAAGGUAGUAGAAUCUGGACCAAAGUAGUAGAAUCUGGACCAAGGUAGUAGAAUCUGGACCAAGGUAGUAGAAUCUGGACCAAAGUAGUAGAAUCUGGACCAAGGUAGUGGAAUCUGGACCAAAGUAGUAGAAUCUGGACCAAGGUAGUAGAAUCUGGACCAAGGUAAUAGAAUCUGGACCCAGCUCUAGCAGGGUACCAUUCCCAGACAUGGGUUUGGCCUAGUCCUGGACAAAAAAAAGCAGAGAAGAAUCUCCAUUUAGAAUUCUUUUUAGUCCAUGUCUAGGCUUAAUCUGUGUCUGGGGAAACCGGCCCUCAGUCUUCAGAUCUAUAUAUUUUCAUUCAUAGAACUUUCUGGAAGCAUGUUGCUGUCGCAGCUUUUGAAAAAGAAAAGCAUCACACUCUAGCUCAGAUGUAAUAAUUUAAUAACCAACGUUUGGACAGACAAGCUGUCUUCAUCAGGGUAUAAUGACAAACACUGUGUGUCACUAGUUGUCUCUGUAAUCAUGGCUGGGUAUGGCUUGAUAUCAUUGGUCGAUUUACAGAUAUAAAUAGAACAUAUAAAAAAUGGAUAUACGAUCAUAGAUACAAUUCAGCUACAUCAGCCAAUAAACAUUUACAAUGAACAGCAAAAUCACAAUAAUCACAAGAAUGGCUUGUGUGUUGAAUGUUGAGACCGAAGGGAGUGAGGGUCUUUAAAGUUCCGGGCGGCCUCUUGUUUUAACAAUACAUUUUCACGAUUGUAACUUUACAACUUUUUUUGUUUGACAUUAUAUUGUGUUGUGUGUGUGACUUAAUAAAUUAUUAGAUUUGUAUAGAUUAUGUUUAAGGUUAAAAAAAUAUAUAAUAAUCUUGUUAUACUGUUUUAUCUUUUGAGGUUGUUUAUUCACAUCCUUUUCACAUAUUUUGUCGAAACAUUUUAUUAGUCUUUCAAUCACAUAUAGACCUGGAUGAUCAUUGUUGAUGUUCAAUUUGACUGUCCUUUUAGUGUCAAUAGUAUGUGUGAGUAUGUGACGUUUGAUUAUUGUUUCAAUGUCAUAUUUUGAUGCUGUUUUUGAACUCUUUAUUUUUGGUUUAAGUGAUUGUUUUACUAUUUUGUUGAUUAUUUGAUCCACCGCCAAUGUGGCAAAAAUAAUAUAAAUAUAUAUAUUUGUCAAGUUGCUGUGUAAUAAAAAAACAAACAUUUCAUAGAUUGUUAAAAAAGGUAUUUAAAGGUCAUGUUUUAUAUUAAAUUGGAUGAUAUUUGAAGGAAGCCAGAUCAAAGUAUGAAAAAUGACUGUUGCUUCUACAUUGAUAAAGUCACUCAAAACUCCAA